CGUGAGGAUCUGCACUACAGCUCCCAGAAUGCUGUGUGGGGCGGGGUGCGGGAUGGGGUCUCUGGUCUCGAGGCCCGGACAGAGGAAGGACGACCGAGGUCAAGUACUUUCCGGCGCUGGCUGUAGCAGGAGCGGCAGCUAUGUUGCGGAGAGGCUGCCAGCGUCUCGGAGCGCAGCUCUGCUGCACGCGCAGUGGUCUCCGGGCUUCCGAGAGCGGCCACCGGAACUUGGUCUCCUGCAUCGAUCGUAAGGCUCUCCCGCGGGUGCAGGUGUUCCGGACCCGGGAGGGGCCGCGGACCGCGCUGUCACCCCCGGGAGCUUCCAUGGGACUAAAUGAAGAACAGAAAGAAUUUCAAAAAGUGGCCUUUGACUUUGCUGCCCAGGAGAUGGCUCCAAAUAUGGCCGAGUGGGACCAGAAGGAACUGUUUCCAGUGGACGUGAUGCGGAAGGCAGCCCAGCUAGGCUUUGGUGGGGUCUACGUACGAACAGAUGUAGGUGGGUCUGGACUGUCACGGCUUGAUACCUCUGUCAUCUUUGAAGCCUUGGCUACAGGUUGCACCAGCACUACAGCCUAUAUAAGCAUCCACAACAUGUGUGCCUGGAUGAUCGAUACCUUUGGAAAUGAGGAACAGAGGCACAAAUUUUGCCCGCCACUCUGUACCAUGCAGAAGUUUGCUUCAUACUGCCUCACUGAGCCAGGAAGCGGGAGCGAUGCUGCCUCCCUUUUGACCUCAGCUAAACGACAAGGAGAUCAUUACAUCCUCAAUGGCUCCAAGGCCUUCAUCAGCGGUGGAGGUGAAUCAGACAUCUAUGUAGUCAUGUGCCGAACAGGAGGACCAGGCCCCAAAGGCAUCUCAUGCAUAGUUGUUGAGAAGGGGACCCCUGGCCUGAGCUUUGGCAAAAAGGAAAAGAAGGUGGGGUGGAACUCACAGCCAACCCGAGCCGUGAUCUUUGAAGACUGUGCUGUCCCUGCGGCCAACAGAAUUGGAAAGGAGGGGCAGGGUUUCCUCAUCGCCAUGAAAGGACUGAACGGAGGGAGGAUCAAUGUUGCUUCCUGCUCUCUGGGGGCUGCUCAUGCUUCAGUCAUCCUCACCCGAGACCACCUCAAUGUCCGGAAGCAGUUUGGAGAGCCUUUGGCCAGUAAGCAGUACCUGCAAUUCAAACUGGCCGAUAUGGCGACAAGGCUGGUGGCGUCACGACUGCUGAUCCGCAGUGCGGCCAUGGCUCUGCAGGAGGAGCGGGAAGAUGCAGUGGCCCUGUGCUCCAUGGCCAAGCUCUUUGCCACCGAUGAAUGUUUUGCUAUCUGCAACCAGGCCCUACAGAUGCACGGAGGCUAUGGCUACCUGAAGGACUAUGCUGUUCAGCAGUAUGUGCGGGACUCCAGGGUCCAUCAAAUCCUAGAAGGUAGCAAUGAAGUGAUGAGGAUGCUGAUCUCGCGUAGCCUGCUUCAGGAGUAGCACCCAGACCUGGUGUUCUGGUGUGAUGUUUGAUGUGCCACUCGAAUUGUCCUGGAUGGCUCCUUGUGGACGAUUCUGUUACAAGUGUGUCAUGGAUGAGAUCUAAGGAUGGCACUCUUCCAGGUGGACCCUGCACUCUGUGUGCUGGCAGCAGAGUCAGCCGUGGGACCGGGGCAGAGUCCUCAGAACUGCAGGAGCUGCUGUGAUUGGGGGUGUCACAAGAGGACGUACCGUCUUGUUUUCCUGAUGCAGAAAGGUGACCAAUGAAGAUGCACCCCCAAACCACAAUCCUCCCUCAAAUCCACGUCGG
Molecule: messenger RNA, 1767 nt
Organism: Rhinolophus ferrumequinum (greater horseshoe bat)
Lineage: Eukaryota; Metazoa; Chordata; Mammalia; Chiroptera; Rhinolophidae
Gene: ACAD8
Product: acyl-CoA dehydrogenase family member 8
Exons: 11
Coding region: 141-1457 (438 amino acids)
Biological process (GO): lipid metabolic process
Molecular function (GO): flavin adenine dinucleotide binding; acyl-CoA dehydrogenase activity
Source: RefSeq, a predicted model, not a curated record